CCGGUCCUCGGCCUGCUGCCGCGCGCAGGCAGUGCAGGCGCCACUCUUGCCCGCGGUUUCGCGCGGCGCUGAGCUGCACGUCGCCGUGCUCGCGUUCGUCCCUCCCGUCUCAGCGAUUCCCGCGCCUCAUGGCGGCCUUCGACGGCCCGUUCAUCUUCCGCAUCAACGAGGCCGGCAACCCCAGCCCCGGGCCGUACCUCCUCUGGCAGGUGUGCCACGAGCGGGGCUGGCGGCCUUACAGUGAGGGCUCCACGCUGCGGGACCACUGGAACCUGUGGUGGCGGACGGGCGGCCACUCGCCGGCGCUCUACAAGCAGCUGCGCACCUGGCAGUUUACGAACCACAUUCCGAAGGGGUCGUCCAUCUGCCGCAAGGACAAGCUGGCGCGCUCGCUCGCCUACAUGCGCAGGGUGUACGGGCCCAUCUACGACAUCAGCCCGCACAGCUACAACCUGCCGCAGGAGUACACGAAGCUGAUCGCCGAGUGCAGCAGGCAGGCCGCCGACAACUCGGAUCGGGACAAGCCGCCGUCGACCGUGUGGAUCUGCAAGCCCGUGGGCCAGAGCCAGGGCAGGGGCAUCUUCCUGUUCAGGAGCGUGAACGAGCUGAGCUGCAGCUCCAGCUCCGUGGUGCAGCGCUACGUGCAGGACCCGCUACUCAUCGCCGGCUACAAGUUCGACCUGCGCCUCUACGUGUGCGUGCCCAGCUUCCACCCGCUGCGCGUGUACCUGUACCGCGAGGGGCUGGCGCGCUUCAGCACGGAGCGCUUCUCCCUCAAGAACCUGGACAACCUGUACUGCCACCUCACCAACACCUCCCUGAACAAGCAGGGCCCCGCGUACUCGGAGAUGAAGGAGCGCGUCGGCGCAGCGGGCUGCAAGUGGACGUUGCAGCAGCUCCGCCGGCACUUCCACCAGGCGCGGCUGGGCGACUGGUGGCUCUGGCAGCGCAUCUCGCAGCUGGUGGUCCUGACCGUGCUGAGCCAGCUCCGCGGCGUGCCGCGCACCGCCAACUGCUUCGAGGUGUACGGCUUCGACGUGCUCAUCGACGCGGCCAUGAGGCCCUGGCUGCUGGAGGUGAACAUGAACCCCGCCAUGACGAUGGACUGCGACGCGGACCCCGUUGUCAAGAAACCCAUGCUGCACGACCUGUUCGACCUGCUGGGGAUGCCCGUCUGCAACACGGGGCUGUCCCUGUUCCGCAUCUGGUCCAAGAACACCCCGCCGGCGCUGUCCGUGCAGCUGCAGCGGCGGCACGAGGAGCAGCAGCGCCAGCAGUACCUGCAGCGCCAGCAGCGCCAGCAGCACCUGCAGCAGCGGGCCAGCUCGCACAAGCACUACCACCAGUCGUCCGGGUCCAGCCAGGGCUCCGGCUCCAGCGGCACGGAGGGCGGCGAGGAGGACGAGGACGCCGCCAGUCCGCGCCGGUCGCCGCGCCGCAAGAACACGUCGGCCAUCACGGCCGUCGCGGCGGCGGGCAUGUGGCGACGGCGCUCGCAGACCGCGUCGGCGUCCGCGGCCAGCCACCGCACCGCCAUCAGGUCGCUGGCGAGGUCCGCGUCGGUGGACGGCGACGAGUCGCCGAGCCCCAGUGCCGGAGCGGGCCGGGCCAAGAAGGUGCCCGUCAGGGUGGAGGCGGGAGCGGGGGCGGGCGACGGCUGGGGCAGGAGCCACCCCCCUCCGCCAGCGCCCGCCGCGCGCACGGCCGCCCGCAGCCGCAAGGUGCGGCGGUCCUCGGGGCCUGACGACGCCGACGGCGGCGACGCCGUGCAGCUCAUCAACAACGGGGACGGCUGGCGACGGCCGCGGCCGUCCACCACCACGACGCGCCGCGGCCGCUCGCUGUGGGGGAACGGGCGCGACUGGUCGCGCGCCCCCGCCGUGGAGGGCGACUGGGUCCGCGUGUACCCGACCUGCGACUCGUGGAUGGCGUCCGAGGAGGACCCCGGGCCGUCGGCGCGCCUCCACGACGACGACGCGGCCGAGCUGGUGCCCGUCGGCGACAAGGAGGUGAAGGCCAUCGUGGCGACCAUGCAGAAGCUGAGCAGGAUGACGCGCGACGCGCACCGCCGCUACCCCAGCGUCUCGGACGAGGAGCACCAGCGCCUGGUGACGGACGCCCUGGGCGAGGACGCCGUGCUGUGGCUGCCGCCCAGCUGAUGCGCUGCAAGCAUGCCGCGGCAGUCCCCUCUUGCCACCGCAAUGCAAGCAAGGUGCCAAUUAUUCGUCUUGUUUCGACUCUUUUCUCAAAUUUCGCCUCUUUUUGGAAGAUUCCUCUUUCCCAGGGGCCCUUAAUUUAACGAGAUGCCGGAUUUCGCGGAAUUGCAGCGUGAAAGUGGUGAGAGUUGGAGGCGUUGAACAUGGAGUAGCUUAAUUUUUAAACUCAGACUCUCAUGACCACGAGCACGAGAUGACAGGACCUCGAAAUCGGGCAAAUAGCUAUGUUACGGACCCCUGUUCCUUUCUGUGUUCCCUUAAUAGUUGUAGUAGCAGUCUAUUUUGUCAUGUCUUCAAAGUUCUUUGCUCACGUAAGAUACGAUGUCCGUUAGAGUGGUGGCAUGUAGAGUCCACUAGAUAAGUCAGGGGAAGUCGAAUAGAAUACGUAAAGCACACCGUGUAAAAAUGUUGCACUCGGCCGAUGUCUGAAGUAACUUGGGACCAUUCUAUGCUAGAUUCAUAGAUUGAGAGAGUUCUGCAAUGUAUUGUAAGGUUCGACUUGGUUGUAAUGAGCCUCGUCAAAAGUGACCGAGUACAGGGUGAUGACAGUAGAAGGGCGUCAGCUCUAUUUUAUUAUCUCUGCAAAGCACUGGAAAGCGUGAACCGUUAAAAAACUAUGUCCACCUCGUCCUACCGUUUUCCACUCAAAGGAAUUAAUAUUUUACACCACUGUCUAAUAUUGCCACCGUUUCUUCUCAGCACUGUGAUUUUACAACUUCGCUCUUAUUUCUCGCUGCAGAGGGCACAAAAUCAAAAGUUUUUGAAAACUAUUUUUCACCUAUUUCAUUACAAAUUUGGGAAGGAGCAUGUAUGCAUUAGGGAUUUGCUGUUAUGUCCAGGCAAGCCAUCAACACCCAA
Messenger RNA from Thrips palmi, 3074 nucleotides. RefSeq names its product probable tubulin polyglutamylase TTLL2. Gene Ontology annotation, molecular function: tubulin-glutamic acid ligase activity; tubulin binding. Gene Ontology annotation, biological process: protein polyglutamylation; microtubule cytoskeleton organization. Bases 129 to 2159 code for a protein of 676 amino acids. Gene Ontology annotation, cellular component: cilium. The record is from RefSeq and is a predicted model, not a curated record. The transcript has 10 exons. NCBI's taxonomy places the organism in Eukaryota, Metazoa, Arthropoda, Insecta, Thysanoptera, Thripidae.